AUGCUGUUCGUUGCAUGUCUACUGUUUCCUCAAAUACUGAUUUUAGUACGAAAUAUCAAAGGAUUGCAACGGAAUAUGCCAAGGCAGUUAAGAGCGCAAGUUAAUGUCUUGAAAAAUGCUGUUAUUGAAGAACAAUCGAAAAACAGAAACAAUUUGGAAGAACUUCAUGCAAAGGAAACAUCGCUUCGCAAACUUACUAUCGAAAAUGAAAGUCUCGAGUUUCGAAAUGCUCAACUGUUGAAACGAGUAGAAUGUCUCCUAGCAGAAAUCAACACCGUUCAGCAGCCUUCUUCAAAGAAACAAAGCGGUUCUCGCAGUGUUGCUUCUCGUUCUGUUCAGCCAGAUUUUGAUAAAUGUUUAUUGAAAAAUGAGCUGGCAGAUAAAGUUCGCGAAAAUGAAGCUUUGCAUUCUAAGGUAUCUGAGUUGGAAUCUGCUCAUGAAGAAAAGUUGUUAGAAAUCAACAAAACAGUUAAUUCUAUUAAAGCGGAGAAUGAUUUUUUGAGAGGGGAAAUUGAUCGUCUAACCAAGCAAUUUCAUAAAAAUUCAAUUUCGCAUUUUUAUAUUUCACAGCCGUCGAGUUUGCAACCAGAUCACCAGCAAGAGCAAAAUGAAUUAGGAAUAUCCAAAGAUAUAGACGAAGUGAAAGCCACGAAUCGUGUUCUUCAGCUUGAUUCAGCCAGAACAAUUUUCUCGCUUGUUACCAGCUUCAUAAAUUUAUUACAGUUGUUUGAACAGCGUUCCUCAAUUUAUCCUAAUGACAUGACCAUGGAAAAAUUACCCGAAGUAACUGUCAUGCUUGGUACUUCGCUGUUAAAAAGUGUUGAGUUGUUUAAAAAUUGGCGCUAUCGGCUUGAAGAAGCUUUAGACAUUUGUAAUAGAGAUGAGAAAAUGGAUAUAACUGAAAAAUAUUUCGAUACAUUACCGUUUCUCAUUGAUGCUGUUGAUUCUAAUAAGAACUGGAUUCAAUUGUUCAACGAUAGGAUUGAACAAGAAAAUCGUCUUUCAUGGAGUGGUUCCAAUUUAUGUCGAUGUAAUUUGCGUUGGGGUGAGUUAGUGACGGAAUUAGUUAUGUCACUGGAUCAUCUAUGCGCUGAGUUGUCUAAUGGAUCUAAUGGAUCAGUGGUGAGAUCUUUGGACCAGAUCAAAAAUAUAUUCUCUGAGUGUUGUAAAAUAUUUACCGCAAAGUUGUUCGAUGAAAAUCGCUUACCGACAGCAUGUAAACGGCUGCGUUGCAUAAAUGAAUGUAUUGAAAAAUGUCUUCGAUCUAUAUUGAAGAAUUUGUCAAAUUUAACUUCCCUUUUGGAAUUGUUUGAUGGGUCGAAUUGCGCUUUUCGAUCUCUGUCUGUGCAGAAAUCUGCUGACGAUUCACUGGAGAUUGAAUCACAAACUGGUUUUCGCUAUAUAUUCAAGCAGACUUCCAGUGAUAUGUCGCCGUUUGGUCCUUUAUUCGAAAAAAGGAGUUUCAAAGCAGCGGAUAGUCCAGGUGAAACUGCCUCAUUGAGUCACGAUAAUUUGGAUGAGUUGCAACGAGUUAAACAACAGUUAGUCGACGUGGAAAUGGAAAAAGAAAGGUAUAGAGUUGAUGUUGAGGUGCUAACAAGAAAAUUGAACAGGCAUCCAUGCGAUGGUAAUUGUUGUGGCGGCGCACUGUCAGAUGAACUGGAAUUACUUCAAGCCUAUUACGAAAAUAGGAUAAGAAAUUUGUUGCUCGAUUUGAAGUUCCUUGAAGGCAAAUCAGUUUACUACAAAAAUGAAUGCGAAGAUCUCUUGAGAGCAAGCAAUAAAACGUUGAAUGAAAACAAAGAGCUUACGAGAAAACUUAUCCUUGCCAAUGAACAAAUAGCUCUGCUAAAUGAUGAUCUGAAUACAACUCGUAAAGGUUAUGAGGAUCAGAUGCGCCUUUUAUAUGAACAUUUGGGUAAACUUAAUGCAACAAUAUCAGAUCAGUCAAAUAUUGUUAGUUCAGUGAAUAGUUCAAAUGGUAUAGGCAACAUAAAGCAAGUUUGCUUUUAA
Messenger RNA from Dracunculus medinensis (Guinea worm), 2013 nucleotides. NCBI's taxonomy places the organism in Eukaryota, Metazoa, Nematoda, Chromadorea, Rhabditida, Dracunculidae. The record is from the annotation of a GenBank genome assembly.